Messenger RNA from Mauremys reevesii (Reeves's turtle), 2447 nucleotides. RefSeq names its product leukocyte immunoglobulin-like receptor subfamily A member 2. The record is from RefSeq and is a predicted model, not a curated record. Bases 265 to 2325 code for a protein of 686 amino acids. The transcript is spliced from 14 exons. Lineage: Eukaryota; Metazoa; Chordata; Testudines; Geoemydidae.
AGUGACGAUACCUUAGAAGGAGGUUGGCCAGGCCCCUCCACCCUCAUGCUCCAGGGUGGGCACUGCACCCAGCUGAUCAGGAAGGAAUGUCUGCUCUCCUCCAUUGGAGAGGGUUUCUUUGUGGGGAACACUGCGUGUCUGUGGGGAGCCCUCCUCUGCUCUGAGCUGUGGCUCCAGGGAGGCUAAACAGGCCUAUUGGAAAAGGGAGCUGGCUUUGCGCUGACUGUGGUAGAUUUGGCCUGGAGAUUGCAGAGAAACCAGCUGAUGGGAAGAAAGGGGCCGAGUGCAUCACGGGCUUCCUGGGGCUGCAGCCCCCGGCGCAGUUCCUCAUUCCGCUCGCACUCGGGCCUCAGGCUCAGUGGAGCUCAGCCCUGGGGUGUUGGUGGCAGCUCUGAGGGGCCCCCCACUGCCCCAUCAUGGCGUCUGCUCUCACCGUCCUCCUCCUCGGUGAGUAUUGGAGACAGCCAGGGCUGCUGGCUGGCCGGGCAGAGCGGGGUGUUGGGAGAGGGGUCCUACCCCAAACCCUCCAUCUCCGUCAGCCCCGGUGGGGUGAUCCCCUUCGGGGGAAACGUCACCAUCCGGUGUCAGCAUCAGCUCCUGGGCAAGAGGAUCCUCCUCUACAAGGAUGGAGAUAGGAACUAUCUGAAUUACACAGACCCUGCCGGCUCUGAGGCUGAAUUUCCCAUCACCAGCGCCAGACGGGACCACGGGGGCAGCUACACCUGUCGUUAUAUCGACAGAAGAGGACCAGCUGCCUUCUCGGAGCCCAGUGACCCUGUGCAGAUCAUUGUAGCAGAUCCCAGCUUACCCAGACCCUCCAUCUCCCUGAGCCCCACCGGGGUCACCGCCCCAGGGGCAGACGUCACCAUCCGGUGUCAGGGGCAGCGCCGGGACGUGAGGUUCUUCCUGCACAAGGCUGGAGACCUGAACCCGCAGCGACACAUGGACCCUGCUGGGGCCAGGGCCAAGUUCCGCAUCCCCACCGUGGGCCGGCAGCACGGGGGGAGCUACAGCUGCAGCUACCGGCCCCGGUCAGAGCCCUUCGUCUCCUCGCAGCCCAGCGACUCCGUGCAGCUGGUGGUAGCAGGGGGAACCAACCCAACCCAGCCUGGAGCAGCGCCGGCUCCCACCCGCCCGGGCAGCACGGGGUCAGGGGGGGAAUCACCAUUGAACCAGCCCUGGAAGGCUCAUGCUGCCCAAGGAGCUGCCCCCCGGGGUUGGGGCUGGUUGGGCAGGACGGGGGCAGUGACUCCUGGUGGCGCCCCGGAUUUCACCUACCCCAACAUCGCCCGCCUGGGGCUGAGCGCCGGGGUCCUGCUCGUCCUGGGGCUGAUCCUGACUGAGGCCUGGAACGGUCUCGGCCAGCUCCUGCAGUUGCUCUCGGAAAACCUGGGCAAAGCACUUGCUCUGCGCCGAGAUGAAAUGGUUCUUUCAGUCACUGAUGACCCCUGCGAAGCAGAGACACUGGGCUGCUGGCUGGCCGGGCAGAGCAGGGUAUCGGGAGAGGGGUCCUACCCCAAACCCUCCAUCUCCGUCAGCCCCGGUGGGGUGAUCCCCCUGGGGGGAAACGUCACCAUCCGGUGCUGGCAUCAGCGCCUGGGCAAGAGGAUCCUCCUCUACAGGGAUGGAUAUAGGAACCCUCUGAAUUACUCAGACCCUGCCGGCUCUGAGGCUGAAUUUCCCAUCACCAGCGCCAGAUGGGAACACGGGGGCAGCUACACCUGUCGUUAUAGCAACAGAUCAGUACGAGCUGCCUACUCGGAGCCCAGUGACCCUGUGCAGAUCAUUGUAGCAGAUCCCAUCUUACCCAGACCCUCCAUCUCCCUGAGCCCCACUGGGGUCACCGCCCCAGGGGCAGACGUCACCAUCCAGUGUCAGGGGCAGCUCCGGGACGUGAGGUUCUUCCUGCACAAGGCUGGAGACCUAAACCAACAGCAACACAUGGACCCUGCUGGGGUCGGGGCCGAGUUCCACAUCCCCAGCGUGGGCCAGCAGCACAGAGGGAGCUACAGCUGCAGCUACCGGCCCCGGUCAAAGCCCUUUGUCUCCUCGCAGCCCAGCGACCCCGUGCAGCUGGUGGUAGCAGCCGCUCCCCCCAUCCUGGCAAAAACCGGUUCUUUUCCCACAGAGGGAACCAACGCAACCCAGCCUGGAGCGGCGCCGGCUCCCACCCGCCCGGGCAGCACGGGGCCAGCAGCCACCCCAGGGCGCCCGGAUUUCACCAACACCAACAUCGCCCGCCUGGUGCUGAGCGCUGCGGUCCUGCUCGUCCUGGGGCUGAUCCUGGCUGAGGCCUGUUACAGCCGCCCGAGGGAGGUGCCCUAGGAGCCUGGAUCUGGCCGUGUGGAGAAGAGAAUCUCCCCAGAGACAAGCCGCUUCCCUCGGGGGGCUGAGACGCCGGCACAACCCCCCCUGCCCCCAAACACCCCUGCCUUGGAGAAUCCCCC